Messenger RNA from Meleagris gallopavo (turkey), 10141 nucleotides. Lineage: Eukaryota; Metazoa; Chordata; Aves; Galliformes; Phasianidae. The record is from RefSeq and is a predicted model, not a curated record.
AGCGCAGCGUGGGCCGCAGGUUUUUGUUGCCUAAUUCAUCACGUGAGGGAAUGAAGUUUUUCUGGACCUACAUGGAUCUAUAAGCAUUUUCAAGAUGGCUAAGAACUGUGGUGAAGAACCAAGUGGAAUGAUGAGAGGAAGCAUCCACUUCUACCAACUUCUAUUGACAUUCAACUUACAUAUUUGACAGCAUGGUUUCCUGACAGAAAAGUAUAUUAUGUAUUUUUUUCUGAAUUCCAAAUCUGUAUUAGAUAUGCCAUCUGUGGUGGUUUUGGAAAGAUGAGAAGGGACCCACUGUGGGGCAACACAAUGAAACCGAAAAUGUCUGCUAUUCCUGUUGUAUGCGUUCUGGCUAUGAGAGUUUUCUUGUGACUUCUGAGCUUGGUACUCUUGGCCUCAUGGGAACAAAAUAAAACAAAAAGCAACCUGAUUUUGGUAAACAAAAUGCCACGGAGAAGGAAAAUUGGUGGGAGUCCUUCUCGGAAGACCGGAGCUGCUGCUGUUUUACCCCAGGGGGACCCAAGCCUCUCAAUGUCACAACCAGUCUACAGUGUCAAUAAGGAAGAGCUCUUCAACAGCAUGUCGGAAAUGUUUUCUGACUUAGAUCCUAGUGUGGUAUAUAUGGUUCUCUCAGAAUGUGAUUUUAAAGUAGAAAAUGCUAUGGAUUAUCUGUUAGAACUGUCCUCUCAUGCUGAAGGAGCAGCAUCUUUGAAAGACUCGGAUUUUGGAUUAAUGAUAUCGUCAUUAGCCCUUGUUAAUCAGCGGAGAUCUGCUCCAAAUCAAAGAAUGUGGGAAAGUACUGCAAAACACUGUAAUUCUGAAGAAGAAAAAGAAAAGGUCUUAUCACCUGACAUGCCGCUGACUGAAGAACUGGAUUCCUUAAUAGAAAAUGCUUUUCAGAGAUGCAGCUUGAGUGACGAAUUGCCUAAUUCUGCAAAUGACCAAAUUGUAUGUGAACAUGAUGGCUUUAAGGAAUUUCCUGAGUGGGAAGAAUCAGAUUUGGGUCGCGAUGUUCUGCUUUUUCCACACCAAAUAGCGACAAGUAAUGAGAUUUUGGAAAACUGCUGUUCUCAACUACCAGUGAAUCAGCUGAACAUCCAGACAAGUUCACCAGCUGCAUCGGACACUUCUGCACAAGCAUUAGGGGUUUCCGAUUUGUCAAAAAUAUACGUUCACCAUGAUAUAGCUUCAGAAGCCUGUAAACAAUCAAAUGGAAAAAUGUCAUGUGGAAAUUCUGAUCAGGCACAGCAUGUUGUUUCAGACCGUAAAAGUGCAACUACUGCUUCUGGUGAGUCUUCCCAAAGAACUUUGGAACUUGGAGUAGCUAUCACUGAAGAACCGAAUUCACAGUGCCUGCAACAGCACAGGGAGUUAAUGACUGCCUGUGACAGUCACAACACUUCUCUUCCAGAAGCCUAUGUCUCUCUUGAAAAAUCCAGUUUCAAAACACCAAAACUUAAGGAUUUUCAGCAGUCUGAGCAGAAUUAUAGUUUAAGUCUUUCUACACCAUUAUGUCGGACUCAGCAACAAUGGAACCUUAUGGCUCCUGCAUUUUAUCCGUCCAGUGGAAGUCACAGCUUUGUAACUCCAGUGGCUGUCAGUCCAGGACAGUGGAGACCUGUUUCAGAUUAUAGGACAUUGGAAAAAGGACUUGUUUUUUCUUCUCCAGUGGUUCCAAAUGCCUGGGAUAGCAGCCCUUCUCUGAAGGUAUGGGAAAAUCAAGAUAGAAACUCAAAAUUGAACCUCUCGCAAGCACAGCAGCCACCUGUUUGUCACAUGAUGAGAAAAAAGAUGCACCUUAUAGGUCAAGUACUUGUUCUUCUCAGAGGUGUUCCGGGAUCAGGAAAAUCAUAUUUGGCAAGGAUGAUACUGGAAGAUAACCCAGGUGGAGUUAUUCUUAGUACUGAUGACUACUUUUAUAAAUGUGGAAAAUACCAUUAUGAUGCAUAUUGCUUAGGGGAAGCACAUGAGUGGAACAGGAAACGAGCCAAAGAAGCAUUUGAAAUGAAAAUCUCUCCUAUAAUUAUAGACAACACAAACAUACAAGCAUGGGAGAUGAAGCCUUAUGUUGUUUUGGCUCAGCAGUUCAAGUAUAAAGUCAUGUUUCGAGAGCCAGACACAUGGUGGAAGUUUAAGCCGAAAGAACUUGAAAGGCGGAAUAUUCAUGGGGUAUCUAAAGAAAAGAUCAAGAGAAUGUUGGAGCAGUAUGAACGUUGCCUUACUGUUAAUUCAAUCUUGGAGUCUUCUGUCCCAGAAAAAUCAGAAGUUACUGCUUGGAAUGAAGAUCCUUGUCAGGAGGAAAGUCAUAGAGAAAGGGAGGCACAUUCCCAAAAGGAAAGCAAACCUUCUGCUUCUGAUUUGGAGCCUCUUAAUUUACCUGAAGAUGAUAAACCUCUUUCCAGUUCUUCUCUAACUUCAGAAAGUAAUUGUGCUCCUGAAAGUUAUCAGAAAGAGGAAAAAGAAAUGGAAUAUAACUCAGUGGAACACAAUACUGAGAACAACAGCGUUCAAGAUAUCUUGGAUGUUGAUUUGUCAAGCUAUGUAGAGAACGAGCUGCCCUUGGAGAGAAAAAAAAAAGAAGGAGAAAGAAUGGAAGAAAUUACUGAAACAGAAAUGGAUGAGACUGAUAUAAUCACAACUGAAGAAACUGUACGCUUGCAUAGAGGAGGAGUUGAGAAACACAGUAAUGACAACAUUCUCAAAGUUCAGACUGAAUCUGAACAAAACAGUGAAAUAGGUUUGGAGUCAGAUUCAACAAAAAGAAGUAAUGUAGUAGAACCAAGCAGCUCAGCUAUGGAGGCAUCAGAAAAACCGGAGCUGCUGAACUUUCUGGGUGACUGGCCUGUACAACAAACGAUGGGACAGAGAGUUAAAAGAACUAGAAGGCUAGAAAAAUCUUCCCUGAAGAGUGAUAGGGAAGGUAAAACUCCCAGUCAGCAUCCUGAAUUAGGUAAAGAGCAAGCUGGCCUAACUGAUACCUGUAAUGUUGUAAAAGGUCAGGAGGGAGAAAAUACAACCUCUAGGUGUUUCUCUGUUAGUUCAGAUAAAGUUGCACCAGACCUGCAAAUAGUGGGACAUUGGCCGGUAUCAUUAGAACAGCGACAACAAAGGUCAAGGAGAAUGAGGAAGACAAGUCUAAGUCAGUCUGAUGAAGGUAGAAACACUGAAGGUGAUGUUAAUAGAAGUGCUCUUGACACUGUAGAUGUGCUUCGUGGGACACCUGUGGACACUGUAGAACAGGAUGUGAAGGAGUUGCAUUUUCACCAACCUGAAAUGAUAGGUAGUGAAACAGUUGCUAAGAAAAAAAACCAGCAAAACAAGAGAACAAGGAAACAUCACAAAUUAGCACUCACUUUUACAAACAAUAAUUUGCCCCACUCCAAAGAAGAAGAACAGUUGUCUGUGCCUAAUUCUGCAGAAGAGAAACAAGAUGCAUGCUCGUGUAGACAGAUAAGUAGCCAUUCACAAACCGAAUCUCAUGAUUUUGCUCUCCUGUGGAGAUUAGAAAAUAAAAUGCUUUUUCCUGAGACUGUCAAAGUAUUGCAUGGCAGACUAGAUGGCUUCAAACCCAAAGACAUGGAUAAUGCCUCAGGUUCUCAGGAAAAAAUACCGUAUCGAGUUACAUAUGAUAAAAGUACAUUCGUGGAAGAAAGUGAACUUAUCAAUAUUGAUGAGACUGAAAAGCUAAACAUGCUGUGUAAGCUCUUUGAUUCAUUUUCAGUUGAAGCUGUGAAAGAUCUGUAUGAAAGAUGUAACAAAGACAUAAACUGGGCCACAGGUCUACUCUUAGACUCUGAUGAAAAGUUACAUGAAGAUGUUAAUACUGAAUGGUUUCAAGUAAAAGAAGCUGAGCCAGUUGUUGCAGACUUUGAUUUCAAGGAAAAUACCAACUAUGAUGAGAAUCGUGCAAAUUGCACAAACAUAGAGCAAAUCACUGGGGCUAGUAAUGUUUCUGAUCCUUCAGAAGAUAAGAACUCAUCAGUCAGCAUUGAGGAAAGUAGAGCUACUGAGACAAUUGUGACAGAUGCUAGUGUGUCUGACUCAUUUACUGCUAUCUUGUUGAAUGAUUCAGUGGAACUGAAAAAUUCCAGUGAUACAGCUCCUAGAGGCUAUGCAGGCAACUCAGCAGGUGUCAAUGAGUCCAUUUCUGGAAUGCAAAAGAUGGAGUCUGAGAGUCCUGUUGAAGAAGUGAUGAAUAAGCUCUCAGACUCACAAGUUGAUGCAGAUUUAUCCGUACCCAUAACUUUAUCUCAUGCUCUUAAAACAACUACCAAUUCAAAAUUAACUACUGAAAAUGACAGUAACUCUUCGGAAAGCAAUGUGGAGAAUGCCAAAGAGAUGCCUUUGUUACUGGAUAUGGACGAUGUACCGUUGGUAGAUUCUAGGAAUGAUAAAGAACUGGAGGCUGAUAGAGAAAAUCUGGGGAGUUCCGGGGAGAUCAUUGGUAAAGAGGAAAGUGGAACUUUGAGCAGGAAUGAAGAUAAGGCCAAGAUACAGAGCCCUUCACCAGUAUCGUCUGCAGCCUUUGAUAUAGAUAGCCUAGAACUAACGUUACCUCCUGAACUGGCUCUCCAGUUGAAAGAAAUAUUUGGGCCUGUUGGCAUUGAUGCAGGAUCACUAACUGCUGAGGAUUGUGUGGUUCAUAUUGAUCUGAAUUUGGCAAAAGUGAUUCAUGAAAAAUGGAAAGAAUCUAUUCAGAAGCGUCAGAGGAGAGAUGAAUCAUGGAAGUUGUCUGCAGAAGGUUCUACAUUGAUUCAGCAGAUAGAUAUGAAUGACUCAAAAAUGCUGUUAUCUCAAAAUGCAGACAAUAAAAUGCAGAAGAAAGGAAUGAACUGGGUUUCAAGCUCAUCUGACGAAACGCAGACUAAAAAAGCAGCAACAUCAGAAAUUUUUCCUUUUAUGGAUCACUGGAAUGCUCGAACUCAGAAAGUUUCUCUCAGACAAAUAAUAUCUGAAGAAAUAGCUAUGCAGGAGAAAGAGGAUCUGAAACGUGUUCCUUCUGUGGCUAGAAAAGAUUGUGCUGCUAAACUGAAGGAGAAGCAACUUUUUGAGAUGUUUCCGACUAUUAAUCAAAAUUUCUUAAUGGAUAUCUUCAAGGACAAUAACUAUUCUUUAGAGCAGACCGAACAAUUUCUGAACUGCGUUCUGGAGGCAGAUCCUGUAAAAACAGUUAUAGCUCAAGAAAGUGUUCAGCGAAAUGAAAUUGUUUCUUCAUACAGUGCUGCAAAGAAUCGGGAGAAGGCAAGAAAAGCUAAGGAAGAGGAUGAUGUUUUGAGUGAAAUAUUUCAAGAAUAUGAAUAUCCACAGUAUGAUGACUUUAGAGCAGAAGCUUUUCAUCACCAGCAAAAGAGGCAGGAGUGUUUGAAAAAGGCUGGGGAGGCCUAUCACAUGGGAAUGAAGCCUGUGGCAGCAUUUUAUGCACGUCAGGGUCGCCUUCAUGAGCAGAAGAUGAAAGAAGCCAACCAUGCUGCUGCUGCGCAAAUCUUUGAAAGAGUAAAUACUUCCUUGCUGCCUCUGAAUGUGUUGGAUCUGCAUGGUCUCCAUGUGGAUGAAGCUGUGAAUCAGUUGUCCAGAGUGCUGCAGGAAAAAAGCAACGAGUACCAACAGUCUGGUGGUAAACCUUAUCUCUGUGUUAUCACGGGAAGAGGAAGCCAUAGUCAGGGAGGAGUUGCUCGCAUCAAACCAGCAGCUAUCAGAUACCUCACAAGCCACAACUUCAGGUUUGCAGAAAUAAAGCCAGGCUGCCUGAAAGUCAUGCUGAAUUGAAGGGUUAAUGAGAAGAGGAACGUAAAAAAUGAGAUGUUGGAUUACAGCUAAAAACUUUUUGAACAACUGCAAUAAUAUUUUCUAAUCUGUUUUAAAGGAUGGUAUUUAUUAGAAGUGGUCUCAAUUUGCAGCACAUGGUCUUGUCAGUAUGUUUCUAAGAACAUUUUCUUGUGGGAUAAAUCUUUUUUUUUCUUUAAAUCUACCAAAAAAAAUAAUCCAGGAUUUGAAGUCUUAGUAAUGCAGAUUAAGAAUUCUGAUGAGGAUUUUAUAAUGUUUUCAAGGGAAGUUGAGGUACAGUUUUUAGAUACAGCAGUCUUCUCAGCUUACUCAGUCCAUAACUCUCACUUCACCUAUUUAAAUUUCAGUGAUUUCAUUGUUUUUUGGAAUGUAGAACCUUUUACAGCUAUUUUGUGAUUCAGAGCUUUGUGCUAAAUCCUUCUGAAGAGCAGAGGAGAGGUGGGAACUCAGCAACUAUUGCUAUUUCGAAUCCCAUUACCAUUGAAUGUUAAAAUACUUCCAGAUUUCUUUGAGAGUCAGAGGUGUUCUUUUUAGUGCUCAUUUUGUGACAACUCAACCAGUUCUGUUAUUCUAUUCCAAACUACUCUUGAAACAAAUGAAAGGACUGUAUGUUAGGACCAGCUGCGUAUUAGGUAAUUUUUUACAGAUUUAGCAGUCUAUUAAAGGAGAAAAAUAAAACAUCUACUUACACAUAGCUAAUGGGAAAUGCACUCAUUAAAAAACAAAAAAUCAAACCCACAAAAACUAUGGAAUGAAGAGUAUACCUUUUAUGACUUUUUGAAUGAUGUGAAAUGAGUAUGUUUCAUUUUGCAGGUAUUUAAUAGUGAUGUCUUCGUUCUGUGCGUAUUAACUUUGGUAAUUUCCUUGUAGAAAAUCUGUUUAUCUUUGAGACAUUUAAAAAGGUAUUUUUAAUAUCAAAUUGAAUGUGAAUAUUACAGUUGUAAUCGCCCAUCUUGAAGAAGAUAUGAAAGGUACUCCGUUCAUGGUGGUUUUGCAUCUGAAUAUACCUAUGUUUUAAAAACAUAGAAACACAAAACCAAGCCACAAAAAAAAGAAAAAAAAAACCAGAAAAAAAACAAAGACUGAAAAACCCAAUAAAUAGAAACACCUGUACUUUGGCAUGGAUUUUCAGUAAGCAGUCAGAAGCCUUUUUCAUUUCACCUUCUACAGUGAAUUACAUCUUACACCUUUGCUUCCUUUGAAGGCCAUAGGAAUUCAUGAAUUCAUUAAACCGGUUGUUUUUUUGUUUGCUUUUUUUUUUUGUUUCCUAAUGUAAAGCUUUGUUUUUAAGAACGGAUAGGAGUUGUGUAUUAGGAAUAGUUUUAAUAGGUUAAGGAUUAAUAGGAGAGUUUUUCAUUUUUAAAAUACUUUCUCAGUAAAUCUUAUCCAGGAACUUCACGCGCGUGGAGUUUCUGUAUGAAUCCAUAUGUGUGUACAAGUUCUGCCAUUUGUGUGCAUGGGCAGUAUAAGCAAGGAACUUCUGUGAGAAAAGCUGUGCACAGAAAUAGGUUUCAUUGCAAAUGUGUUGCUGACAAGUGGAAAGACAUGAAGUUUACUGAAUUUACUACUGUAUUUACUGUAAUAGAUACACAGUGAAUGCAGUGUACGAUAGAUCAAAAAAUGAGUUUGUCAUGCUUUAACAUACAGUAAUCUUUUUGGUGAUUUACAAUGCAAGAAUAGCUUGAAUAAUAUUUAAUCAAACAGACUUACUGGAAUAAUUGUUUUAAGAAUAAGUUUUAUAUUUUUGGGGGAUACUUCAUUAAUUCGUGUCCCUUUUUCUCCUUUUUGAGCUACACUGUUAAGCAGUGCUUGAAAUACAAAAUAUUUGGGCUCCCCAAGCAGCACUAGCAGGGUUGUUUAUGCUACUGUACCUGUGGGGUGAAGCCCAUGCUCCAUCCUCUGUGACUGCCUAGAAUGAAAGACUGACGUGUCUUUCAGGCACUGGGGCUGUAGACAUCUGAAAUGCCUAAAUGGAGCUAGGAUCAUUCUUCUGUACAAAGAAAGUUCCUUCUGGUUUUGAGCAAAUUUUCGUUACUGCUGCUUUUUAUACUGAAUGGAGAUGUGGCUCUUUGGGGUGCUUCUUUGGAGCAUAGUCCCUGCUGGUUGGCUUGGGUGGCAGAGUUGCCCAGCAAAGGUCUCUGUUUAUACUUGGAAAUGUCAGUGUUGAGCUGCUGGGCGCCAAAGUUGUAAUGCAAGUGAGCUUGUACCCAGAGAAAUGCCUACACUUCUGGUUGUGUUGGGAGGGGGCCUGAUUCGCUCAGCACAUUCACACCAUCCUGACAUGGACAAAGACAGCUUAGAUUUCAGUUCAGAAGAUGAGCAGGAGUUGUUGCCUUGUCCAUCUGUUUAUCUUAGCCUAGUUGUUGAUACACUUACCCUGGAGGUGAGAAGCAUAGCUUUUCUCCUUUUGCUGGCUAAGUGAGGAACAAUGACUGCACCCAGCUCUCACUUCUCCAGAAAAAACCCUACCUAGUGGGCUCGGGGUCUCCUGAAGUGCCACUUUCUGAGCCUUUCUUGAACCUGCUGCUGUAAGAUUAAAAAAAAUAAAUCAAGAGUGUGAAAGAGGUUAAAAAUUUUAAAAAAAUAAAAAUAAAAAAAGAAGUGGAAAAACAGUCUAUGGAAACUGCACCCACAGAUUUUCAGUGUCCCUCCCUCUCGUUAUUCUCUCUCUUUGUGUUUAACCAAGUAGGGCUGAAAAUGUUCAGGGCAAAACCUCAGCUCCAUGCCCUACUAGAAGAGCUUUUCUCCCAUCUGUUAGUCAGUGGAGAGGUGCAGAGCUGGAGAAGUUUGGAAUACUUCUUUCUUUCUCUGUCCCUUGUGUCUUUGGAUACAGGCCCGGGCUCACUGAGGUACUUUGGAUACCAUACCUUCCUACAAGCUGGUUGUUUGCCUGAUUAUAAUUUGUUGAUUGCAGGCUGAAUUUGGAUGAAAGUUAUAGUUUAAUAUUGUAAUGGGAAGAAGCAGUCUUGCUUUUAUUGAAAUUGUAGACAAAACCUCUAUCAGCUUCAGCAGCUUGACUUGAGGCAUUGCCCUUCCAAUUCAGAGAAAAGAUGAUGAGCUCAGCUGUUUUCACCUGUAGGAGUUUAAGUGUGUGCUUAGAAGCUUUACUGAGUGGGAUAUGGAAUGGAGCAGAAAAUCAGUGCGGAGAGAGAAAGUAGGGUUCUGUUAUUUGAAAGCACGAAGUUUCUUAAUUCUUGCCAAACUAUACAGAAAAACACACCAGAAUUCUUGUGUUUCUUCAACUGUUUUUAUAAUAGGAUAAGUAUUUUGUAGUGAGAUGAAUUAUUUAAAAUAGAAUUGUUUGAAAACGACAUUUGACGUCUUUUGCAGUUGCAUCAGUGUGAGUCAUGAGGCAUAUUGUGAAAAUUCUGCAUUUGAUAUUUUUAAUCCAAGUAGCACUUAGUCGUAUGGCCACCAGCACUCUGAAACAUGUGACUUCCCAAAUGCCUAUAUUGUGUGCCACUUCUUAAUCUAUUCAACAGCAUGUGGUUGCAAUGGCUGCUCACCCCUAAUGUGACUUUUGGUUUCUUCUUCUAUGAAGCAUUUUAAUGUUUACUUCAAUUUUUAAUAUAGGAAGGUUCUCAAAUUGUUCAUGCAAAAUUCAAUUCAACACUGUAGCAGUGAUGUGUAGCCCUACAGUAAAGAAAGAAAAGAAGGAAGAAAGGAAGGAAUAAAAAGUUUCUAAGUGUAAUGGUGAUAGUUAUUCUCCAAAGUGGUGCAAGUGUUUGGAAAUACAUUUCUAUUGGUCACGAAAGCAAUGGGGCAGAAAUAAUUUUUCAACAAUACCUUGAUAAUGCUUGGAUUAACUUGGGUUUUGUUUUUAAUCAUAUGUGGUAUAAUCUUGUUUAAACUUAGUGUUUUUUAUAGGCCUGCUGAAGAACACCUCAGGCAAAAUGUAACUGGCAUUUUUUUGUGGCUGUUGGGAACCACUGUGACUUGGGAGUCUUCAUUGGAGCAAUGCAGAUGCCCUAGUUUAACCUGGUUGGUUGUACAUAGAGUGUCAGGAAAGAUCUUCACAUGUUUAGCAGAACAUGUAUUUUAAACAAGUAUAUGAGCAGAUGAAGAGUAACCAAAUCGUUCCUUAAUCUUGCCACAAAAUAUGUCUGGUAAAUAAGAGGACAGUUUUUAUUGAUGAUAGCAAUGAAUGAUCAUCAUAAAUGUACUGUGAUAAAUUAUACAUGGACUUUACGUUGCUCAUGGUCAUGUCUUCAAAUGCAUUUCACGUUUACAGAGUAGUACUGCCCUCUUCACGGAGAGAGGAAGAGGACAGAGUACAAACACUGAAAAAGAAAUGUUUGUUAUCACAAUGGCAGUGUAUCAAAAUUGGAGUUUUUUUAAAAAUAAAAAUAUUUUUAAU